GCGCGCGCACACACACACACCCUCCCCUCCCUUGCAGUGGUUGCAGUGAAGCUGCAGCAGAGUCUUCAUCAUCUUCAUCAUCAUUCCACCAUCUUGCCUUGUUCUUUACGUGACAUGAUUGACACACAAACAUGAACUUCACUCUGCUGCUUCCUCCUUAAAGCAGCGACGUUAGUCAGCGUUAGCACGAGAAGUCACGUAGGUUCUGUCAGAACACACAGGAAGAAGAAGAGGAAGAGGGGGAGGUCCUCACCAGGCUGAAGAGCGACAUUGUCAGGGAGCCCCGCCAGCAGCAUGGACGAGGCGCAGCGGGCAGAUGUUGAGCACGGUGCCGUGACGAGCCAACCGGGCAUCGAGGAACAACAAGCCCCACCCCCAGCGACAGACAGCUGGACCAGCAAUGGUGCGGAUCCAGUGACAACAGCCAACUUCCUGCCCCCGGCCAGCCAAUCGGAGGCCAAAGGUGCACAUGCCAACGGUCGGGAGGGUCUGGGCAGCCAAUUGGCUUUGACGACAAACGGUUCGCCACGGCCGUCGCUCAGCCAGCAGCCCGGUGCCGUAGAGGCGGUGGAGGGCUCCAAACCACCUGACUACCUGAUCCUGGCCAUCUUGUCCUGCUUCUGUCCGCUGUGGCCAAUCAACAUCCUCGCCCUCGCCUUCUCCGUCAUGUCUCGUAACAGCCUGCAGCAGGGGAACAUGGACGGCGCUCGCCGCUUGGGCCGGAACGCCAUGGUACUGGCGGUGGUCUCCAUCUUGGGAGGAACUGCCAUCAUCGCAGCCGCCAUCGCACUCAACUGGGGACUGAUUUUAAAGUCUGGAUAGGACGUGGAGGCCCCCUGCUGUUCCUGCACGACGAGCAUGUGCGCCUGACCUUCUACCUCUGACAAGAUGGCCGACUGAGUGGCAUGAAGCCUCGUUGCCAUGGCGACACACGUUGACGCUAGCCUUGUUAGCAAGUCUGCAUGCAAAGGGUUUGCAUGACUGAAAUAGCUACUAUCACAAAUUGUUUACAGAUUUUUCUGUAACCACGGCAACCAGAGGACGCUAGCAAAAUGCUAAUGUUGAAAGGAAGCGUGCAUGUUUACAAUAUUUAUCAUACUAGCACUUGAUAAUAAUCAGUUCAUGAAGUAACAGUGUUGACGCUUGACAGCGCCUUUGGGGCGAGGUAAGGAGGCCACGCCCCAUCUCUUAGCCCCUCCUCCAGCAUAUGUAGCAUGCCUGUUUACAAACAAAAAUAUGCAAGCAGAAGAUAAGUCUGUGAAUAUUCUCAUUCUUGCAGGUCAUUGUAUUCUCACGGCACUGAAUGCACCACAAUCGGACUGUUCAGGUUGUCUUAGAAGAUGUUUGGUUUCUCAUCAGAGCAGACUUAUUUACAUCAGUUCAUGCUUAAUGACUUGAUAGGACAGCUCUAGUGUGAGAGCGUGGUGCAAGAUCCAACUCGGUUAUUCUCUACCUGCACCUCUUUUCAGGAAAGAAUGUAAAUGUUGUGGACAACAAAGACAGGUGGUUGUACGUUCAAGCUUAGGAAGCAUCUCUGAUCAGAGGGAGAGGUCUGCGACACAGCCUCCUUGCCACAUCCAAUGCUGCCCUGGUGUCUUUUUUCAUCCAAAGAUUCAAUCAUUUAGCCUCGAAAAAAUAAACAAGGCACAGGUUGGUUUAAGGCGUGUCAAUAGCCGUCGUUACGUCUGAAUGGGAUGCUAACGAGGGGAUUCCACCCAAACGUCCGUCGUUGGCUGCCGGAUGUCUCACUCCAUUGUAUCCUAAGGACUGUCGUUGUGCUCUACAAAAGGGUGAAGCUGUUUGUGUCUGGACAUGACUCCUCCUUUAAAGGAUUAAAACUUUGGAUUCUGCACCAUCCUGUCCUACAUAGUCAUUGAGCAUGAACCGAUGAAGCCUGCUCGGAUGACAUCUUCCAAGAUGUCUUCCAAGAUAACCUGAACAGUCCAGUUGGCAUCCAGUCAACGCUAAUGUUAGCGGCACCAUGGCUAACUUAAUGCUAGCUCGAUGCUAACGUGUUGCUAUUUCUUUUAAUGUCAUUAAUAAUGAUUUUAUGGAAUUAAGAUGGAUUUCAUUUGCUACCACGUGGCGUAAUAUUUAACUGGCAUCACCAAUGAUUGCACUAAACCACAGCAAAAGUCUUUGAUUUGGACAUUAUUGAAAAUGUGACCUUUGUAUUUCUAUCUUUGUAUUCUCUUUUGUACUUCUCACGAGCUGCUUCCUGGUUGCUGCAUGCUUAUUAUGGGAUGUCCAUGCAUGCUGCAACUGUGUGACACCUUUGUAAAAUUUGAAGAAAAGAAAAAUCUUUCCUGCCACUUCGCACCUGCUUUACUUUCGCCUCUCAUCACAAAGUCCGAAGGACAGCCGCCAGUUGCCAUGGCAACCCUUGUUCCGGGUACAGGCGGGUUGGAGGCAGGAGAUGGAUGACGGAAAGAAUGAAAAAAAAAAUCCGUUUUAUCUUCUCAUCAAUAAUUCAAAGACUUCCACUAACAUUUGGGACAGAAAUGAAGUGAUUUGAGAUGGAGAUGACAUAAGACAAAGUAAUAAUACACGACACGACGCGAAAAAACAGAAAACAUGAGACGUGGAAACAUGACAUGAGAAAACGCGAGACAUGACAAUACAUAACGAGACAACAUGAGGAAACAACAUAAAUGACAUGAGAAAUCAUGAGCAAACAUGACAUGAGAAAUCAACAUGACGAGAAAAUAUGAGACAACAUGACAUAGGAAAACAUGAAGCAACAUGAGAAAACAAAAUAUGACAUGAGACAACAUGAGAAAACAAAACAUGAAAUGAGACAACAAAAAGUAACAUGAGAAAACAAAACAUGACAACAUGACAUGGGAAAACAUGAAGCAACAUGAGAAAACACAUGAGAAGACAUGACAUGAGACGGUUUGUGGCUUUGGCGGUCACAGAGGCAAAAACUCAGACGUGGGAGGAGUUUAGAGAAGGCCUGGAGAACGACUUCAAAAGAGAUUCUGGACCACCAUCCGCCGUCUCAGUCAACACCGUGCAUGGUGGGGAUGGUGCCUGGGGACCACAAGGUUGCCGAGGUGGUGGUUUAAGAAGGGGGACUGGAGGGUGUGUUCCACCUAUCAUGGGAUCGCAUUCCUCAGCCUUCCUGGUAAGGUCCAUUCGGGGGUUCUGGAAAGGAGGGUCCACCAGAUAGGUGAAUGUUGGAUUUAGACAGUGAGCAGUGUGGUUUUCAUCCUGGGCACGCCUGCAUACUGUAGGACUUUGCCCAACCAGCCCACGUUUAGUGGACUUUGGCCGUGUUCUUUGAGGAAUCUUGUGUAGAGUACUUGCCGCGCCGCCCAAUUCGGGCGGUCUGCUCCCUGUAUGACCGGUGUCAGAGCUUGGUCCAUAUUGCUGGAAAUACAGUAAGUCGGACUCGUUUCCAGUGAGGGUUGGACCCUGCCAGGGCUGUCUCGGGGGGGGCAAGGUGAGGAGCGGUCGGUAGCGGAGGGAAGACGUGAAAAUGGAGGAGAAUGUAAGAGUUGUCGCUCCAAUGAGAAAUUUACAUUUCACUAUGGGAAUGCCUUCUUUGUAAGCAGUUUGCUUCGCACCGAAGUUUAGCCAACCACACAGGUGCCAGAGCAAAACACCAAGGGUUUGCAACACUUUCCAAAAAAUUAUGAGACAUAACAUACUACUAAUGUCUAAAAUCUAAAAUAAAGUAUAUUUAGUUAUUUCACACUUUUUGGUUAAGUACAUAUUUCCACGUGUUCAUUCAUAUUCAUUCAUAGUUUUGAGAAUCUCCCAUGUAAACAGACAUGAAAAUAAA
Messenger RNA from Dunckerocampus dactyliophorus (ringed pipefish), 3787 nucleotides. RefSeq names its product proline-rich transmembrane protein 2. Gene Ontology annotation, cellular component: membrane. The transcript is spliced from 6 exons. The record is from RefSeq and is a predicted model, not a curated record. Bases 295 to 822 code for a protein of 175 amino acids. NCBI's taxonomy places the organism in Eukaryota, Metazoa, Chordata, Actinopteri, Syngnathiformes, Syngnathidae.